GUAGAAAUCGAAACAAAAUGGCGAUUUUAUAAUCAGCUGUCGAAGUUUCGUGUUGUGUUUAGUGAUUAUAAAAUUUUAGUUUUCAUAAAAUGCACGCUUUGAGACUUUUAAAAGCUGCGCACGAUGAAGAACUUUGGCUCAGGCGCCAAAAAAGAAAUGCGUCCAGACCGAGUUUAGAGACAAUCAAUGAAAUGCCGGAACAAUUGUUUCAGGAGCGUUUUAGGUUAAAUAAAAAAACUUUUAGCGAGCUUUGCUGCAGCCUACGUAACGAAACAAACAUACGGGGGACUAAAGAAAUUCCUUUGGAAGUAAAGGUUCUUUGCGCUCUGAGUUUCUUCGCAACGGGAUCCUAUCAGAGAAUUGUGGGUGUCACACAACAUUUGCCACAACGCACUACAAGUAGAUGCAUUAGGCAAGUUGUGGAGGCACUCAACAGUCCUCGGAUAGUGAAAAAAUGGAUAGUUUUCCCUCAAACACACCAAGAAAGAACAAGAAUUCGACAAGAAUUUCAAAGGAAAUUUCAAUUGCCAGGGGUAAUUGGAUGCAUAGAUUGCACUCACAUAUCAAUUGUAAAACCCCACAUUGAUGAACAGAAUUAUUUUAACAGAAAAGGAUACCAUUCCUUAAAUGUGCAAAUGAUAUGUGAUGAUAAUUUAAAGAUUAUCAAUGUCAAUUCACCAUUUUCGUGA
Messenger RNA from Colias croceus (clouded yellow), 689 nucleotides. Its product is annotated as putative nuclease HARBI1. The coding region runs from base 90 to 689 and encodes 199 amino acids. The transcript is spliced from 4 exons. Lineage: Eukaryota; Metazoa; Arthropoda; Insecta; Lepidoptera; Pieridae. The record is from RefSeq and is a predicted model, not a curated record.